AUGUAUUAAUCAAAUCAGCCAGGCUAUUCGAUUAAUAUUUAAGUUUAUUGUAAACAAUUAAAUGGACUACGUUAUGGAUAAAGCUAUUAAUUAAUUGUAUUUACUAAGGAUCCUGAUGGGGUUUUUUAAGAAUUCAAAGUAAUUGAUGUACUAUGAAUAUUAAAGAAUAGAAUUAUUCUAAUGAUCAUCAUGUAAUGUUUAAAUUUUAUGGUCUCAAAUAUUUGUUCGAAAUGGUUCAGCCUUUAAAAUUCGAUCUCUAUUUAGGUUAAUAAUUUAUAGGUAUGUUUGAUGUAGUAUGAUAGGAUAAUGCUAAGCGAAUUUGGGUGAAAUAUUAGGAGAUAAACAAAGAGUUUUUUAUUUAUCCGAUUUAAUGAAUCAGAGGAAUGGAAUGAUUUCGUUCAAAACAGAAAGGAGCCAAGAAAAUAUCUAGAAAAUCAAGUUCGACGUAUAUAUUCAUUAAAUGUCUUUAGAUUUACUUAUAACUAAAUAAUUCUCUAUUUUAGUCCUUACUCAGUCUUUUUAAAGAACAAUAGUCCUUGUCAUUGAUUUUAUAUAAAAAGAUACCAAAUAAAUAGGUAAUUCUAUAAACUGAAGCCAAACCUAAAUCAUCAUAAUUGAAUUGGAAAAAAAUUGAGACUUCCUUUGAAAUUCUUUGUGAUAACGAUCCAUUGCAAUCUAUAUUUUGUGAAGGUAAUAAAUUAUAUAAUUCUUAUAGUGAUUCAACAUGAAGGAUUUAAUUAAUAAAGUCUUGGUGAAUUUGAAUUCUGGAAAUAUCAAAUAGAUAAAAAUGUGUGUUUAUUUAAUAUCACCAACCUCAAUAAUGAGAUUAUAGGAAGAUCAAUGAUUGAUUAAUUUGAAUAUGAUAUUGAAGGGCAGUUUUAUAAUUUUAUCUGUAUGUAUAUUUCAUCCAUAUAUUAAUAGAAUAGGGAACUUAAUUAGCUUUGAUUAUUGCAAUUGAUUUUACUGAGAGCAAUAAAAACCCAUACAACAAUGAAUCAUUACAUUCAAUUACAAAGGAAAGUCAAUACUUACAAGCAAUAGAAUAAGUAGCAAAAAUACUGAUGGAUUAUGAUAGCGACAAAAAGGUUCCUAUGUAUGGGUUUGGAGGAGUACCAAGAUAUUUAUAAAAUUAUAAUAAACACUGCUUUCCAUUGUAAGGAGAAGCAUAGAGUUUAGAGGAUAUCAGAAGAAUAUAUGAAUUCUCAGUUAAGAACAUUAAAUUAGAUGGUCCGACUUGUUUUAAUCCUAUGAUUAGAUAGGUGAUGAAAUGGGCACAAGAGGAUUUAAAUGCAAAUGGAAACCAAUACUUCGUAUUAUUGAUUCUAACAGAUGGAAAGUAUAUGGAUGAGGAUUAGACAAUUAUGUCUAUAGUCGAUGCAGGAAAUCUUCCUUUAUCUCUUAUUAUUGUUGGCAUUGGAGACUCGGCCGACUUGAAAGCCAUGGAUAAAUUGGAUGGAAACAAUGGAUUAUGGGAUACUCUUGGAAGAUAAGCAGAAAGGGAUUUAGUUAAAUAUGUUCAUUACAAUAAAGUUAAGAAUGACCAAGGCGAAUUGGCUAAGGAACUAUUAGAUGAAUUACCAAAACAAUUAGUACUCUAUAAGACUAAAAAAAAAUGA
This is a messenger RNA of Paramecium octaurelia, 1616 nucleotides long. NCBI's taxonomy places the organism in Eukaryota, Ciliophora, Oligohymenophorea, Peniculida, Parameciidae. The record is from the annotation of a GenBank genome assembly.